GUGCUAUAUGUUGGUUUCGCUUCUCCACUCUGAUAUAUCUUUGCUAGACCUAGAUUUCUAAGCGGAAUAUCUCAUUAGGUAGACCUUUUCGUCCCAUUCACACCGUCAAUAUCGCCAGCACUAUGGCUUCGCACAUGCUACACAACAAAUGUGCUCUCAUAACAGGUGCCGCUCAAGGUAUUGGUCGUGCGACAGCUGAACUAUUCGCACAAGCCGGCGCCAAAGUUGUCAUCGCAGACAUCAAUGAUAUUGAAGGGCAAACUACGGUCUCUGCGUUGCAAGAGAUAGCAAAGGAUAUCGAAUCUGCCGAAGCCUAUUUUGUGCAUACAGAUAUCUCAAAGUCCGCUGAGGUGCAGCGUGCCGUCCAACAGACCGUGCAAAAGUUUGGCAAGCUAGAUGUUGCAAUCAACAACGCGGCAAUUACUCCAGACCGUACAUCUCUUUUCGAGUUCGACGAAGAUUACUGGCGGCGAGUUGUUGACAUCAACCUCACGGGAACAGCACUCUGCUGCAAAUAUGAAAUGCAGCAGAUGAUCAAGCAGAAGACAAAUAAUGCGUCGAUUAUCAACAUUGCCUCUAUUAAUGCAUUUCGACCACAGCCUAAGAUGCCAGCAUACACGGCAACAAAGCAUGCCUUGGUUGGCCUGACUAAACACGCUGCGAUGGAAGGUGCUCAUCACGGAAUCAGGGUCAAUCUUGUUGCGCCUGGAGCAAUCCAUACUCAGAUGUCAGCCGAGUCACUGAAGAUUGUUGGCGCAACACAUCAGCAAAUCGCAUCUGUGGUUAGCCUCCUGGGGCGGUUCGGCGAAACACAAGAAGUUGCCCAGGGAUUAUUGUGGUUGGCUUCAGAUGCUGCCUCUUAUGUCACAGGCGUCUGCCUCCCAAUUGAUGGUGGAUUUCUAGCUCGAUAGAUGAGUACGGUAUGAUACAAACUGAGCCUUCAGUUAGACUAUAUUUAGGUAUCAGAAUGUAUCAAAUGGAAAUGGCAGAGAUGAUAGUCCAAAUAUCGAAAUGCAGCUUGACGAUUCCAGUUGGUCAUUCACUAAAUAUCUUAAUUGCUCCAACUUGUUGCCCCAUCCUCUUGGGUAUCUUAAGAGCAGCAUAGGUUGGAUGCGGUCACGUGCCCUUAUCGGUUAUCUGAUCGG
Messenger RNA from Paecilomyces variotii, 1145 nucleotides. RefSeq lists its product as hypothetical. NCBI's taxonomy places the organism in Eukaryota, Fungi, Ascomycota, Eurotiomycetes, Eurotiales, Thermoascaceae. The transcript has 2 exons. Gene Ontology annotation, molecular function: oxidoreductase activity. The record is from RefSeq and is a predicted model, not a curated record. The coding region runs from base 123 to 911 and encodes 262 amino acids.